CAUUCACAAGUCAAAGAAAAGAGAGAAUUAAGAGAGAGAGGACAUCAAUCUCAACAUGGGCUUCAUCAAUCUGCGCAAACUUGGUCUUGUGAUUUGUGUCUUCUUGACCACCGCGGCCGUGGUAAGCGAGGUUGGGACUGCUAUCAGAGAAUUCAGUCCCGAGUUGUUGUCUUGUUGUAAGCCGCCGAAAUAUAUUCGAUGCUGUUGCUGCCUUCCAUCGCACGCCAACUACACUUCCGCCGCCGAAGACUCUGCAGCCGGAGGUAAUGGCACUGACUGGCUGCAGUCGUUGCCUUACAACCUCGAAAGUGUACAACCGUCAGCGCCAGGACGAGCCGCAGUCCCUAAAGUUGGUGUGUAAUUAAUGUGUUUGUUUGUUUGGCAUUAUGAUGUACUCCAUCUCGAUGGUUUCUAAUGAAUGAAGUAUAAGUUGGCAAACAAGACAUCUUCCAGUUAUUAAUAAAAAAGUUUAUUUUCUCUUGUUUGGUCUCUAUUGUUCGUUGUCACGGGUUGACGUGACUAUUCAAGAUUAAUCUUAUGCGUGGAUUUUCAAUCUUAUUUAUUUAUUAUGAGCCUUUCUACUAUACUUUAAAGUAUUGGUGCUUUAAAGUACAAUUUCAAGUUGUACAACAACGUUAAAGUUACAAGUUAGAGUUGUACCAUAAGAGAAUUUGAUCUUUAUGUUGUGAUACAACUUCAACUCUUCAAGUUGUACCAUAACUUAAAUGUACAACUCUAGUUUGUACCAUAAAAUGAUUUUACAAAAGAGUAUAGGUACAACUUCAAGUUGUACCAUAAAGGCAAAAAACUAAAGCACCAAUGCUUUAAGGGCAAAAUUUGGCUGCUGGCUGGGUUGUAGCUCUCCGCUGCUACCCAGCCACGUGGCUCCAUGUGAUUGGUUCAAGUGUUAAUUAAUUAUUAGGAGGAUGCUGAUUUUUGACGGAGGGCUUUUGGACGCGUUUUCUUUGACGGACCAUGACGGAGGAGCUGGCCGUUUUCUUUCAAGGUAUUCACUUGGCUUUAUUUUUUAUUUUAUUUAUAUUAUUGUUAUCAAUUGUUAUCAAUUAAAGUGGGAAUAUUAUU
This is a messenger RNA of Linum trigynum, 1083 nucleotides long. The record is from the annotation of a GenBank genome assembly. NCBI's taxonomy places the organism in Eukaryota, Viridiplantae, Streptophyta, Magnoliopsida, Malpighiales, Linaceae.